Molecule: messenger RNA, 2552 nt
Organism: Hyaena hyaena (striped hyena)
Lineage: Eukaryota; Metazoa; Chordata; Mammalia; Carnivora; Hyaenidae
Gene: SKA3
Product: spindle and kinetochore associated complex subunit 3
Exons: 10
Coding region: 77-1324 (415 amino acids)
Biological process (GO): mitotic cell cycle; chromosome segregation
Cellular component (GO): outer kinetochore; spindle microtubule
Source: RefSeq, a predicted model, not a curated record
AAGAGAUUCAAACUAGUGGCGGGCCCUGCGGGUGCGGUCUUCCUGCGGUCGGCGUCCGGCCGAGCAGUCCUCCUCCAUGGAGCUGAUCCGAAGCUUCUGCGCGAAGCUGCGGUCUCUGGCCGUCAGCCUGGACAGCGAGACGGCCCGGCUGCAGCGGGCGCUGGACGGAGAGGAGAGCGACUUUGAAGACUAUCCAGCGAGAAUUUUAUAUGACCUUCAUUCCGAAGUCCAGACUCUAAAGGAUGAUGUCAUUCUUCUUCUUGAUAAAGCAAGUUUGGAAAGUCAAGAAAGCAUUGGUUUUGUAAAAGCAACAAAAGUACUAAUGAAGAAAAAUUCAAUGGAUAUCAUGAAAAUAACAGAGUUUUUCCAGAAGUAUGGAUAUAAUCCACGUGACAAGAAAAAUGCAGUGGAUGAACAAGAAAUCACGGACUCUGAAUCAGAGUCCACGAAGCAUGAAAAUUUUCAAAUGCCUGAUGUGAAGGACGGUCUGUCUGAUCCUGCUGUUCCGAGCACUUCUAGUUCUGAGAAGUCUCCACGGAGUCCCCAACUUUCAGAUUUUGGACUUGAGCGGUACAUGAUAUCCCAGCUUCCACCAAACCCCCCACAGGCAGUAAACGACUAUGAGGAAGAGCCCCAAGCCCUAAGUCUAUCUGCCAAGCAGCCCCUGGUUAAAGUACUAAAAACUCCAAAAUGUGCACUAAAGAUGGAUGAUUUUGAGUGUGUAACUCCUAAAUUAGAACACUUUGGUAUCUCAGACUAUACUGCAUGUUUAAAUGAAGAUUACACGAUGGGACUUAAAAAUAUGAAGGAGAAUAAAAGGGAGAGGGCUGUAGAAUCAGAACCAGUGACCGGUGAGAAUUUCUUUGCUACUCCUGGCCUCGUAAUCCAGAAGUUGAAAAAAAAUGGUGGCUACUGUACAGAUUCCCCCUUGGCGCCCACAUUCUGCACUCCUGGUUUGAAAAUUCCUUCUACAAAGAAUAGUACAGCUUUGGAAUCCACAAAUUACCCAUUAUCAGAAACAAACGGUUCAUCAAAUGAUUUGGAAAUGAAAGACUGUACAUCGUUAGUUUUAAAUUCAGAGAAGUGUUGUGAGAGUUUUGCAGAUCCCUCUUCUCCCGUAAUUUCUUCUUACGAGAAUCUGCUGAGAACACCUACCCCUCCAGAAGUCACUACCAUUCCAGAGGAUAUUCUCCAGAUUUUAUCAAAAUACAACUCGAACCUCGCUACACCAGUGGCGGUGAAGGCCGUGCCGCGCAGCAAAGGGCUCCCCCCCCAACACGGAGGACCGAGCAUCCGAAGCUUUGGCAACAAAGAAAACUGGUGAAGAAAGUUUUGCAAGUAUGGACACUGACCAGAAGGCGCUGGAGGCAGAGCUGGACUGACUGAUCACAUCGGCCUACCUUCUCCCCUUGUAAACACCAGCCGUAUUAAAGAGGAACAUGGACACUGGUCUGCUUUUUGUUGAGAUCUGACUUCGUUUACCUUGGUCUUCCUCAUCAUUCCGUUUUUAAAGAUCAUCACGCCUGCACUGGUUUCACAGUGACCCUGCCUGACCCAACCAGCUGGAGGUGUGAUACCAGGAAGCAGGUCAAUAAUCAGGUUCUUAAAUGAUCACUGUUUGUCCUUCAGACAAGGCCGUCCUGAUCCGCGGCGAGGUGGCCGUGCCGUCGGCUAGAGCGGCCCCUCCUGGGCUCUGGCUCUGUCCUUGCCCGGCCUCGUGUCUCAGGACGGUCCCAGAGCCCCCCACACCUGUCAGCAGCGCGGAGACUGUGGUUUACAGGUGACCUCAUUUAGGAAGAGGGAGGGGUCUGCAGGCCCGGGCGACUAUACUGCAGGCGGCCUCGGGCCUCGGGAGGACGGACCCCCGGAACCAGGGCCCACCCGUCAGGACGCGUGCUUUUCGUUUCUACGCACAGAUUUGUACACGUCAGUUUCAUCCUCCUGAAUCCACUCCCCCCCCACCACAUGGCUGCUGACCUUUCCACAUUCCCGCUCUCCAGCUUGGCCACCCAGCCACCCCCGAGCCUCUAUCUGGAAGGUUUUGCGGACUCUUCCUGGGCCAGGUGCCCUUCUGGGGACUGUCACCUGUGACCCCAGGAGGCGGGAGACCCUUGUCUCUGGAGCUUCAGGCCACCCUGUCCAAGCCCAGGAUCCUUUCUAUGUAAGCGGGAAGUAGUUCUAAGUUCGUGCAAGUAUUGGCGAACUCCAGGUUACAACCAAAGGGAAGAGAAGGGCCUGGCCUACUGUGGACACCGGUUAAAAAUUUGAGAAGAAACAGGUGGCGAGUAUCGUGACAAGGUGCUUCCGGUUCCCAAGCCUGGCCUUCAGAGGCGGAGGUCUGGGCAAUCUGAGGCAGUAAAGAUCACCCUUUCAUGAUUGUGCCUUGGAAGCCCAAUGUGAAGGCCCGUCUCGUUGUGCUCUUUUCAUUCUGUUAGAAAAUCAUCCCCAAAACAAUACUUCUUUGUUCUAGGAAUCACAUGCGGUUAUAAUGUAAUUUUUGUUAAAUGUAGAGUAACAUAAUUUUCAAGAGUUUUAGUCUUACUUUUCGAAGA